Molecule: messenger RNA, 522 nt
Organism: Lampris incognitus (smalleye Pacific opah)
Lineage: Eukaryota; Metazoa; Chordata; Actinopteri; Lampriformes; Lampridae
Source: RefSeq, a predicted model, not a curated record
AUGCCAAGAAACUACAAGAGGAAAAACUGGGGCUCACCACCCCUUGAAGAGAUGGAGAGAGCAGCCAUUGAUGUCAAGGGUGAAAAAUCCAUCAGAUCAGUGGCAAAAGACAGGACUAUUGACAGGUCAACACUGCGGAGAUACAUAAAAAAGAAGGAGGCAAAGGACGUAAAAACAGUAGGGUACAGUGGAACAGCAGAAGCAAAGAGGGUUUUCACAAAGGAGCUAGAGAAGGAGCUUGCAUACCACAUCAAGAAGCUGGCUGAACAGUUCCAUGGCCUUACUCCAAAGAAAUGCUGUGAACUGGCAUUGGAGUUUGCAGAAAGAAACAUUCCUGUCCCCAACAACUGGAAAGAGAAGGGUUUAGCAGGUCGAGAUUGGUUCAAGAAUUUUAUGGCACGCCACAAUCUCUCCUGCCGUCCACAGGGAUUUUCAGACUUUGAGCCAACCAUGGUGUCAGACAGACCCAACCCUGAGCCCAUGGCUUCAACCUCUAUCUCUGCUGAGCUGCCUUCACCAUAG